Messenger RNA from Oryzias latipes (Japanese medaka), 6884 nucleotides. RefSeq names its product myosin VB (gene myo5b). Gene Ontology annotation, molecular function: ATP binding; actin filament binding; microfilament motor activity. NCBI's taxonomy places the organism in Eukaryota, Metazoa, Chordata, Actinopteri, Beloniformes, Adrianichthyidae. Gene Ontology annotation, biological process: actin filament organization. Gene Ontology annotation, cellular component: cytoplasm; membrane; actin cytoskeleton. The record is from RefSeq and is a predicted model, not a curated record.
GGCGCGCGCUCGUCUGUGGAGUUUCGGGUGCCUCACGCGCGCUGUCUAAACCCACGGAUGUCGCCUUGAGAAAAGGGCGGGGCUCUUGGGCUCAGGGGCCCCGAGAGUCCUAUCCACUGCCAGCUUCUGACCCAACAGACCCGCCUUUGGGAGUAACCCCGGGACUGCUGCGUGCGCGCACGCGCGGCGGAAACCUGGCGCAUCUUCAGCCAAUCAGAUGUCGCGUCAGGAAACACGGCUGUCAGGAAGAACCGGCCUCCACACCUGCGCCGCGCGCCUCUUCUGGACUUCUUACGGUCCGGUUCUGAUAAAAGCUGCUGUUAAGAGUCACCGACGGUCCAGUUCGAAGCGGCACAGCCUCUCUGUCAGAAAAAAAACUGACCGAAACUCCCGCGGACACCUGCUGCGGGCUGCGUGGACGAGACCCAAACCGGGUCUUAGGGUCUCAUGGGUUCUUAGUUCCAGAGCGGUUCGGAUCUGGACGAGACGAUGUCCGUGAACGACCUGUACACGAAGUUCACACGGGUCUGGAUCCCAGACCCGGAGGAGGUCUGGAAGGGUGCAGAGAUCAUCAAAGACUACAAAGAAGGAGAUCCUGUGCUCCAUCUAAAGUUGGAGGAUGAGACGACUUUGGAGUACCAAGUGGGUCCAAACCAGAACCCGCUGCCGUUCCUGCGAAACCCGGACAUCCUGGUGGGCGAGAACGACCUGACGGCUCUCAGCUACCUCCAUGAGCCCGCCGUCCUGCACAACCUGAGGGUUCGAUUCCUGGAGUCCAACCACAUCUACACGUACUGUGGCAUCGUUCUAGUGGCCAUCAACCCCUACGAGCCUCUGCAGAUCUAUGGGGAGGAGGUGAUCAACGCCUACAGCGGGCAGAACAUGGGGGACAUGGACCCACACAUCUUUGCUGUGGCUGAGGAGGCCUACAAGCAGAUGGCCAGAGAUGAGCGAAACCAAUCGAUCAUUGUGAGCGGAGAAUCCGGCGCCGGUAAGACGGUGUCUGCCAAGUAUGCCAUGAGGUUCUUCGCCACUGUGGGCGGCUCCUCCACCGACACCAGUGUGGAGGAGAAGGUUCUGGCCUCCAGCCCCAUCAUGGAGGCCAUUGGAAACGCCAAAACCACGCGGAACGACAACAGCAGCCGCUUUGGGAAGUACAUCCAGAUCGGCUUCAGCAGACACUACCACAUCAUCGGUGCCAACAUGAGGACUUACCUGCUGGAGAAGUCUCGCGUUGUCUUCCAGGCAGAGGAGGAGAGGAACUAUCACAUCUUCUACCAGCUCUGUGCCUCGGCCAGUUUGCCGGAGUUCCAAGACCUCGGCCUCACCAGCGCAGAGGAUUUCACCUACACCUCUCUAGGAGAGAACAUCUUCAUCGAAGGCGUGAACGACGCCGAAGACUUCUGCAAGACCAGAGAGGCCUUCACACUACUAGGUAUCAAGGACAGCAGUCAGAGCAGCAUCUUUAGGAUCGUGGCGUCCAUCCUUCAUCUAGGAAACAUCCAGAUCUGCUCGGAGCGAGACGGAGAAUCCUGCCACAUCUUGAGGGACGACGCCCACCUCCAGAGCUUCUGCAAACUCCUGGGGGUGGAGCUUCAGCAGAUGGAGCACUGGCUCUGCCACAGGAAGCUGGUGACGGCGUCCGAGACCUACGUGAAGAGCAUGGGCGCCAAGCAGGCGGUCAACGCGCGCGAUGCGCUUGCCAAGCACAUCUAUGCCCGGCUGUUCGACUGGAUUGUGGAGCACAUCAACAAGGCGCUACACACAUCCAGCAAGCAGCACUCCUUCAUCGGCGUCCUGGACAUCUACGGGUUCGAGACCUUCGAGGUGAACAGCUUUGAACAGUUCUGCAUCAACUAUGCCAACGAGAAGCUGCAGCAGCAGUUCAACUCUCAUGUCUUCAAACUGGAGCAGGAGGAAUACAUGAAGGAGCUGAUCCCGUGGACGCUGAUCGACUUCCAUGACAACCAGCCCUGCAUCGACCUGAUCGAGGCGCGACUCGGAAUCCUGGACCUGCUGGAUGAGGAGUGUAAGGUUCCAAAGGGAACGGACCAGAACUGGGCCCAGAAGCUCUACAAGCAGCACUCCAACAGCGCGCACUUCCAGAAACCUCGAAUGUCCAACAUUUCCUUUAUCGUCAUCCAUUUCGCUGACAAGGUGGAGUACCAGUGUGACGGCUUCCUGGAGAAGAACCGAGACACGGUGUAUGAAGAACAGAUCAACAUUCUGAAAGCCAGCCAGUUUCAGAUGGUGGCCGAUCUGUUUCUGGACAAGGAUGAUGCCCCGCCCUCUUCCAAGCCCUCCAGGGUGAACGUCAGAGCUCUGAAGUCGACUCCAAAAGCUCCCAACAAGGAGCACAGGAAGUCGGUGGGGCUCCAGUUCCGCUCGUCUCUGCACCUCCUCAUGGACACGCUGAACGCCACCACGCCCCACUACGUCCGCUGCAUCAAACCCAAUGACCUUAAGGAGGCCUUCUCGUUUGAUUCCCGGCGAGCUGUGCAGCAGCUCCGGGCUUGUGGAGUUCUGGAGACGAUCCGGAUCAGCGCUGCUGGGUAUCCGUCGCGGUGGACGUACCUGGAGUUCUUCAGCCGGUACCGGGUUCUGAUGAAGAGAUCCGACAUGACUGCUGCAGAUAAGAAGCUGGUCUGUAAGAAUCUGCUGGAGACGCUGAUUAAGGAACCAGACAUGUUCCAGUUUGGGAAGACGAAGAUCUUCUUCCGGGCCGGCCAGGUGGCUUACCUGGAGAAGCUGCGGGCCGACAAAUUCCGCUCCGCCUGCAUCGCCAUCCAGAAGACGGUCCGGGGGUGGCUGCAGAGGAUCCGGUACCGCAAGAUUCGCAGAUCUGCCGUGGCGCUGCAAAGAUACGGGAGGGGGUACCUGGCCCGCAGGUACGCAGAGUUCUUGCGCCAUAGCCGGGCCGCCCUGUUCUGCCAGAAACAGUACCGCAUGGUGAGAGAGAGGCGGGCCUACCUGAGGAAGAGGAGGGCCGUUGUCACCAUCCAGGCGUUCACCCGAGGAACGCUGACCCGCAGGAUCUACUGGGAGUUCCUGCUGCACCACAAGGCCAUGAUCAUCCAGAAGCACGUGCGCGGCUGGCUACAGAGAAGGAGGUUCAGACGUGCGCGCGCCGCCGCCGUGGUCAUUCAGUGUGCGUUCAGGUGCAUGCAGGCCAAACGGCUACUGAAGCAGCGGAAGAUCGAGGCGCGCUCCGCCGAGCACCUGAAGAAGCUGAACACCGGCAUGGAGAUGAAGAUUGUGCAGCUGCAGAGGAAGAUGGACGAUCAGACCAAAGAGCUGAAGGUCCAGAACGAGCAGCUGGUGACGGUAAACGUCACUCUGGGCUCCGAAGUCUCCAAGCUGCAGAAGGAGCUGCAGGAGGUCCGGAGCCACCGGAGCGACGGAGGCCGGGAGCUGCAGGAGGAGCUGGAGAGGCUGCGGCAGCAGCUGCAGGAGGCCAUCGCCGCCAGGAAGAAGCUGGAGGAGGAGCACGCCAGCGAGAAGACGGAACUGUCACAGAGGGUGGAGGAGCUGGAGGAGGAGAACACUCUGCUAAAAAGCCAGAAGGAGGAGCUCAACCAGCAGAUCCAGCAGCAGAGUAGGAACAGCAAAGUGGAGGCCAGCAGUGCGUCUCUGCUGGCGGAGCUGGAUGAGGAGCGACGGCGGUACCAGAACCUCCUGAAGGAGUUCUCCAGGCUGGAGCAGCGGUACGACAACCUGAAGGAGGAGCAGAGCCUGAACAAAUUCCAACCAGGACACCGGAGGAACCCGUCCAACCAGAGCAGCCUGGAGUCGGACUCCAACUACCCCUCCGUCUCCACCUCGGAGGUGGGAGACACGGAGGACUCCAUCCAGCUGGUGGACGAGAUGGGGAUGGAGAAGGCCGCCAUGGACAUCAGUCUGUUCAUGAAGCUGCAGAAGAGGGUCCGAGAGCUGGAACAGGAGCGGAAGAGGCUGCAGCUCAACCUGGACAAGAUGGAGGAACUUUCAAGGCGCAAGGGCUCGGAACCGAGAAGUCCAGUUUCUGAGCAGGAGACUGCAGACCUGGCGUACGACAACCUGAAGAGACAGGAGCUGGAAUCGGAGAACAAGAAGCUGAAGAACGACCUGAACGACCUGAGGAAGACGCUGAGCGCGGCGCCGGACGGGCCGUCCAGCGAGCUGCAGGACGGUUACAACCUGCUGCUCCGCCAGCUGAGGGCCGCCAACGAGGAGCUGGACGCCCGCAAGGAGGAAGUUCUGAUCCUGAGGACCCAGAUCGUGAGCAAGGCCCAGCAGCAGGAGAACGGCCAGAACGUGGAACCUGACGGAGGUCCAGACCGCGGCAGCAGAGAGCCUCCGGACGCCGACUCUGACCUGACAGACUACCACGGACUGUCUGAAUCCAAAAAGCUGCUGGAGGCGCAGCUGCAGUCUCAGUCGCGGACGCAUCGGGACGAGCUGGAGGCUCUGCACACGCAGAUCGAGCUGCUGAAGGACGACCUGGAGAAGAAGCAGGAGAUCCUCAACUACACCUCCUCUCUGUCCCCGGAGGCGCGGGUGGAGUACAGCGUGCAGCAGGAGAUCACCAGGCUCACCAACGACAACCUGGAUCUAAAGGAGCUGGUGGAGAAGCUGGAGAAGAACGAGAGGAAGCUGAAGAAGCAGCUGAGGAUUUACAUGAAGAAGGUCCAGGAGCUAGAAGCCGCCGUCGCCGCUCAGGGCGCCAGCUCCAGACCCGAGCUGAGCCGGCAGGUGACCGUCCAGAGGAAGGAGAAAGACUUCGAUGGCAUGCUGGAGUACAGCAAGGAGGAUGAAGCCCGCCUAAUCAAGGCUCUGAUCUCAGACGUGCGGCCCAGCUCGGUGUCCGCCACCGUCCCGUGUCUGCCCGCCUACAUCCUCUUCAUGUGCAUCCGCCACGCCGACCACGUCAACGACGACCAGAAGGUGGAGUCUCUUCUCACCUCCACCAUCAACACCAUCAAGAAGGUCCUGAAGAAAAACAACGAGGACUUCGAGAUGAUCUCCUUCUGGCUCGCCAACACCAGCCGACUGCUGCACUGCCUGAAGCAGUACAGCGGAGACGAGGCCUUCAUGACCCAGAACACUGCCAAGCAGAACGAGCACUGCCUGAAGAACUUUGACCUGGCCGAGUACCGGCAGGUGCUGAGCGACCUGUCCAUCCAGAUCUACCAGCAGCUCAUCAAGGUGGCCGAAGGCAUCAUCCAGCCCAUGAUCGUGUCGGCCAUGUUGGAGAGCGAGAGCAUCCCCAGCCUGGCGGGCGUGAAGCCCAUGGGCUACCGGAACCGCUCGCACAGCAUGGACACCGACGACGGGCCCAGCAGCUACACCCUGGAGGCGCUGAUCCGGCAGCUGGGGCAGUUCCACGCCGUCAUGCAGGAACACGGGCUGGAUCCUGAGAUCAUCGGGCAGGUGGUGCGGCAGCUGUUCAGCUGCAUCAACGCCAACACGCUCAACAACCUGCUGCUGCGCAAGGACGUCUGCUCAUGGAGCACCGGCAUGCAGCUCAGGUACAACACCAGCCAGAUGGAGGAGUGGCUUCGAGCCAACAACCUGCUCCAGAGCAAAGCCGCCGCCACGCUGGAGCCCAUCAUCCAGGCGGCGCAGCUGCUGCAGGUCAAGAAGAAGACCACGCAGGACGCCGAGGCCAUCUGCACGCUCUGCACCGCGCUCACCACGCAGCAGAUCGUGAAGAUCCUGAACCUGUACACGCCUCUGAACGAGUUUGAGGAGCGGGUCACCGUCUCCUUCAUCAGAGGCAUCCAGAACCGCCUCCAGGAGAGGAACGACCCCCCCCAGCUCCUGCUGGAUACCAAGUUCACCUUCCCGGUGUUGUUCCCGUACGCGCCGUCCGCUCUGAGUCUGGACGCGCUGCACAUUCCCGCCUCGCUCGGCAUCGACUUCCUGGUCAGGGUGUGACGGACCCUGCAGGUGCUCCCGAGGACAGAUCCUGUCCUGUACUCUGUCCAAGGCCCCCACCACUACAAGUCCAUCAGAACUUCUUUAUUGUUCCCCCAAAGUCCUGAAGGAUCCAGGUUCUGUUCCCUUUGGAUCUGACAAAGGUCAGAAGGGGCCGGGGGACAGAAGUGAGAAAAACAGGAUUUAUGCUCAGCUGCUGCCAAAAAACGGAUCUUUGUUGGUGUCUUCCUCUCAAACGCGAAGCGUUCUACAGAGAACGUAUGGAUGUCAGAGCGUCUGUCAGAACGCUGCAGGGUAGAACCCUCAGUGUGACAUCACAGAUAGUUUCUGUAGCUGAGACGGUGCCGCCCUGCUGGUCUCAGCGGGUCCCCAACAGUCCACGCCUGCCCCCUACAGGCCGCUUCUGAGCCUGCCGUUACUUCAGCUCAAGCUGCUGCUUAGCUUUCAGAGUUUUACCAACAGCAGAGUGGUGGGAGGAGCCUAAUGAGAGCUGACCAACCAGAGAAGAAUGUUGCUUUAACCGAUCGCUCCGUCUUUGAACCAGCGUUUCUUUUUAUCUUCAGCUGUGAGGCGUUUAGGGAGGCUCAGAAAUGAAGACGUCCUGAUCCUUGAAGCAGUUUUUACUUUUCUAGGGGAAAGAAAACAUUUUAAUAUGAAAACAUUUGUGACCUGGUCACAUUAGUUCACUUUCUUUGUGCAAAUCCUGUUUUGUUUUUUUCAGGGGUGAAGGGUGUUUUGAUGGGGGGGGGGGGCAGACGGGGCUUCAUGAAAGUCCGUCAUCUUCUUGGUUUGAAUCCGAGGCUUUUAGUCUGAUCCUGUUUGUCUGACUGUUGUGUGAAGAAUCACACGGUUUGCUGUUUUGAGCAAAUACCAAGUGAAAAAUCCUGAAAUUUGUUUGUUGUCUGGUUCUGGUUCCACCAGAAAACUUUCCCUUUAAAGUAAAAUGUUUGACAGAUGAAGGUUGAAAA